AUGAGCAACGGAUUUGCAACUACGGGCCAUACACCCACUUGGGAUUCGAGUUUGACGAAUACAGAUAGUCAAAGUUAUGAUGAAUGUUGGCCGGACGCUCACCUCUAUCAUCACCAUCACCACUUACACCACCACCAUAUUCACCAACACUCGACUACAGUAUCUCAAAUGUGGCCAAACCCGCAUAACCACGGUCCGCAACAGAGUAUAAAUCAAAAUGCUGUUCCCAGGAGCGGCUGCAGUAGUUCGCAAAAGUCGUCAUCAAUGGCGUCGUCGAAGAAAAUCCGGCGGCGGGUGGCCACGCUGGCGCAACGGCGCGCGGCCAACAUACGCGAGCGCAGGCGCAUGUACAACCUGAACGAGGCGUUCGACAAGCUCCGGCGCAAAGUGCCCACGUUCGCGUACGAAAAGCGGCUGUCCCGGAUCGAAACGCUCAGGCUGGCCAUCACGUACAUCGGGUUCAUGACCGAACUGCUGCAGUCGACCCCGUCGCCCGGCGGAGGCGCCGACGCUGCCCAGUCACCCGCGUCCGCGCCCUACGCUCUGCCGCCCCAACACCACGACAUUCCCUACGCGCCCUACUCGUUGAUACCGCCCGUGUAG
Messenger RNA from Macrosiphum euphorbiae (potato aphid), 603 nucleotides. The record is from the annotation of a GenBank genome assembly. NCBI's taxonomy places the organism in Eukaryota, Metazoa, Arthropoda, Insecta, Hemiptera, Aphididae.